AUGGCCAUCCUCAAGCGCAGCAUGGCCGUCUUCCGGCGCAGGAGGGCCAUCUUCCGGCGCAGACGGGCAGUCGAGCCCUCCAAGCCGGAACCUGAGGAGCCAGAGGCCAAACCACCAAAGGCCUCCAUUCUAUGCGAACGACCGUACGCCAUUCCGUUGCUGGUCUCGCUGUGCGCACUCGUCAUCUGGAACACCAUCAUGACCGUCCUCGCCGCCGUUGCCACUGCAGCUCUGCUCUCCAUCUACUGGGAUCAGUACACCCGGAGCGUCGGCGCCGAUUACUACGGCUCCGUCUCGGCCUUUUGGCUACUCAUCCCCGUCGUCACACUCUCCAUCUCCAUUGUCGAUCUGUACAUGCGCUGGCGCAAAACCCUCACCCCUCUCCGCAUGGUCGUUUCCGCCUCGUUCGGUCUCGUGAUUUGGAUCGUCGCUCUGGGCGUUUGGUUCCCCUGCACCGCGGCGAGGGACAUCUUCUCCACGGCCUUGGGCCCGAGCAACGCUCCGUACUGCCCGUGGUAUCUUUACCCGGGCUUUCAAUUCCAACGCUCAGUCGUCUUGCCGUACGUUGGGAUUGGGUGUGUGGUCCUCUACGCGGCCCACCUAGUCCUCGGCCUCAUCAUGACCAUCUUCCCCCGGCGAGAAUCCGCGACCGGCGAUCCCAAAUUCGACGCAAUCGAGGCAAACAUCCGGCGCAUGCGAAUGACCUCGGACAUCUUCACCACCGUCGACUGGCGCUCCGAUUCCCUGCCUUCCACCAUCCAAGGCUACGCCGUCUCGCCUCCGGCUACUGCGCGUGCGCCUCCCAGCUACCGCAUGCAUGUCCACAGCAAUGACGACGUGCGCAGUCGGCCGUCGAGCUUCUACAGUAGCUCGCUGCUUUCGCAUGGCGCGGAUGGCGAUCAUAGUAUGUAUCCCUUGAGUCGGAUAUGUACGUGCCAGUGCCAUCAUCGUCCAAGCACGUUCGCGGAUGAUCGCCUGGAUGUGGUAGAAGCGCAAUCGACUACGAGCGGGAAUGUCGCGCCUGACUUGACCGAGACUGUUGCGCCUGAGUCGAGCCAGACUGCCAUCCAUAUCUCGAGCGAGACUAUCGAGCCGGAAAGGAGCGAGACGCAUCUACCCGGGACAUGA
Messenger RNA from Neohortaea acidophila, 1128 nucleotides. RefSeq lists its product as uncharacterized. The record is from RefSeq and is a predicted model, not a curated record. NCBI's taxonomy places the organism in Eukaryota, Fungi, Ascomycota, Dothideomycetes, Mycosphaerellales, Teratosphaeriaceae. The transcript is spliced from 3 exons. Bases 1 to 1128 code for a protein of 375 amino acids.